AAAUUCUGGCAUCACUGAUGAAUAUCAACUGUUUGUAAAUAAAAUAAAUGUCAAACUGAACCGUAAUAAGGUAAUAACGGUGAUAACAAGCCUCUUAAUUUCCACAAAAAACUUUCAACGAUGGAUUCCAGAAAAAAUAAAAGAUCAUCGAACAGCAAGCAGAAAAAUGCAUCCAAACAAGACUCCAAAAGCAUUACAAACAAACCACUUCCGGAUGGAGCCGGAUCUCAACCGAGAAUACUGUUGAAACCUAAAGAGAACGCAGAGGUUCUAAGAAAGCCGGAACCCGUGAUUACGAUCGCUACCAAAGCUCCACCUGCUAAACCCGAUCCAUCACACCAUGCGGCAAAGGACACAGCUGUCCUGAAACAGAGACCAGUUGCCCAGGAAAUUCCCCAAUCGAUCACAAUUGUGAACAGCAUGCUCAAAUCGGUGAAUCUGGUCAAUGGGAACAACGCUUUAAACGCCCAUGCAUUCGACUAUCUUCACGAGAGCAAUUCGGAUUUCUUUGUUAUUGGCGCCAUUGGCAUGCAGGGAUCGGGAAAAUCCACCGUGCUGAAUCUGCUGGCCGCUGAUCCCACGGAGGAAGCCAUCCGGCAAGCUGCCUUCCACGUUGGCGGUGGCGUUUUUCCCAUUACGAGCCUGUUUGGGCGUAGUGAAACGGUGGAAUUUGAGGAUGCAGAAAUUCGCAUGCACAUUACCAAGGAUCGUAUUAUUUUACUAGAUAGUGCCUCGGUGCUUUCCAAUCGAGGAAACAAGGAUUUUGUUCUAAGCGAGCUAGAUGACAUCCGGCGGAUUAUGCUACUGUUGAGUGUAUGCCACGUUCUGCUGGUCUUGCAGGAAGAUUACUUCAACAUCAAUUUCAUAAGAUUACUGCGGUGCGCUGAGAUGAUGAUUCAAAGGGAUCAAAAAGACACGCAACAUUUGAAUCCACGGAUUAUUUUCGUAAAAAACAAGUGUAAUCGAAAUAAUUUCACGAUACAAGAUAAAACAUUCCACGAAAAGAUCUACAAACAAAUAUUGAAGGACACAAAACUUAAAAUUUACUCAAACGAGGAUGAUAAGGAGAAAAUAAAUGCAAUAUAUUUACCGAAGCUGUUUUAUGAUAAUCUCUUGUUCACCGAUGAUGAUAGUAGUUUUUCGUGUAUUCUCAAGUUGCGACAGCAUGUAUUUAUGACUCCCACGCAUGAUGCGGUGGAAGGGUGCGAAAGUCUUACGGAAAAAGCGUGGUCCCAGAUCGUUCAUCACGUUUUGGAAAGCCAUCACAAUAACUACUUUUUGCGAAAGUAUGAAAACCUCAAAGAGAAGUACAACUUGCACAAUCACGUUAACGUGGUCGAAAAUGCAGCAAAGGAGAAAAGCUAUUUGAACUUUAUAGACACUUAGAAUAAGCUUGUUUAGUUUCCGUAAGAAGAUUGACUUAUGUUUUGUAAAUUUAACAAAAAAAAAAAUAAUAUCAAUUGUUAACGGUUUCUGUUUAUCUAGUCUCCAAAAA
Messenger RNA from Aedes aegypti (yellow fever mosquito), 1495 nucleotides. RefSeq names its product protein SMG9. Lineage: Eukaryota; Metazoa; Arthropoda; Insecta; Diptera; Culicidae. The transcript has 5 exons. Bases 121 to 1386 code for a protein of 421 amino acids. The record is from RefSeq and is a predicted model, not a curated record. Gene Ontology annotation, biological process: nuclear-transcribed mRNA catabolic process, nonsense-mediated decay.